UUUUCUAAGAGCCAGGUGGAGAGCUUCGCCGUCGCGUUUGACGAAGGAAGAGCGAACUUUACUCAGGGAAAGGACUGUGGGCCCAGAGACUGAAGCCAGGGUUCGCGGGUGUCCCCAGCCCGGACGGCCACUGUGCAGGGUCAGGGUGUGUGUGGGGGUCCCCCCUGCCGGGUCCGGGUCUGCCACGGAGACUCGGGCCAAGUCCCAGCCGCGGCCACGGAGGUGCCGCUUCUCGGGGCAGUUGCGGGAGUGUGUCUGGAAGAUGCGCUGCGGGUCGUGGGCGCGCGAGGGCUCCGGGACUAAGCGGCCGCCCUCCUCUGCCCGAGACACCUGAGCAUGGCGCGCGGGAGCCGCACCUGGCGGGGGAGCGGAUUCCCGGGAGCAGGCAGGCCGAGGCCGCGCGCGGCGCCCUGACACGCGGGCCCGGCUCCUGCCCCCGGCUCUGACUCAUCUUCUGACGCUUGGGGGAGGAGAGAUCGGCGCUGGGUAUUUUUGGCUUUCCCCCAUAAAAUGGGAAACAGUUGCCUCGGUCCCGAGUCUUGAACGGCGUCUCGGCGGGCUUCUCGUCGGCAGUCCUCCUCUUGGCUGGCCGCAGAUCUGAGACUUGCUGUGUCCUCCGUAACCGGCACUGCUCACUGAGGACUUUCUAGAUCCAGACCAAGGGCCAGAGUGUUCACCGGAUACCUCAGCAAGAAGGAGGCUGUAACUUCGGAUUCCUUCGUGAAGGAAAACCACACACUCUGGUCUUGGCCCCGCCGACGAUGCAAGUGUGACUGCUGGCAUCUUCAUGAGCUCCAGAGGUCACAGCACGCUACCGCGGACUCUCAUGGCUCCUCGGAUGAUUUCCGAGGGCGACACAGGAGGCAUUGCUCAGAUUACCUCCUCUCUCUUCCUGGGCAGAGGCAGUGUGGCCUCCAACCGGCACUUCCUCCAGGCUCGUGGCAUCACCUGCAUCGUCAAUGCAACCAUCGAGAUCCCCAAUUUCAACUGGCCCCAAUUUGAAUAUGUUAAAGUGCCUCUGGCUGACAUGCCUCACGCCCCCAUUGGACUGUACUUUGACUCCGUGGCUGACAAGAUCCACAGUGUGAGCCGGAAGCAUGGGGCCACGUUGGUGCACUGUGCCGCAGGGGUGAGCCGCUCGGCCACCCUGUGCAUCGCUUACCUGAUGAAAUUCCACAACGUGUGCCUGCUGGAGGCGUACAACUGGGUGAAGGCCCGGAGACCUGUCAUCAGGCCCAACGUAGGCUUCUGGCGGCAGCUGAUAGACUACGAGCGCCAGCUCUUUGGGAAGUCGACAGUUAAAAUGGUACAGACACCUUAUGGCAUAGUGCCAGACGUUUAUGAGAAAGAGUCCCGCCACCUGAUGCCUUACUGGGGGAUUUGAUGCCACCACAGCCCCAUGAGCAGUACCAGCAUCUGCUACACACCAUCUGCUCUCCUCAUCAUCUUUCCUUUCAAAUGGUUGACUUUUGGUUCUCCCUCCAGUGUUUCUACACUAUAGGUGUUCAGGUUUAUUUUAAGAGACAGGGAAGGGUGGGAAUAAGGGGAAUGCAUUCAUUGCUAGUAACAUUUUUAAAACUAGCAUUUUGGAAUAGCCUUUAUGAAAAUCUUUAACUGGCUUUUAAUCAUUUUUAACAAUUUAAACAGUUUAACAAACUGGUUCUGCUCUACCCUGAAUUUCAUACCUUUUGGCACCAUGGCAGGUGCAGGAGGAGCUCAGUGCAAAAAUCACUUUGGGUCCUGAUUAACCCUUUAGAGACAAGCUUUGCCCAAGGCUGCAGACCAGACAAAUGCUUAGGGAAGAUUAAUACCAGCUGCUGUCUCUACUGGAUUAGUCCUCUUCUAUACUUUCACCUCUAUGAUUUAGUGACUCUGUAAGUUAAAAUAAAUAAGCCUUUAUUAUUUAGUUGUUAAGUAAUUACAAUGAAGUCUGCUACAAAGAUCCUCUUGGAACCAAUGUGCCCCAGGAUUAUAUUAGCAUUAUUUUUAAUAAAUAUAUCUGCUUACCAUA
This is a messenger RNA of Oryctolagus cuniculus (rabbit), 2011 nucleotides long. It is a transcript of the gene DUSP14, whose product is annotated as dual specificity phosphatase 14. Gene Ontology annotation, molecular function: MAP kinase tyrosine/serine/threonine phosphatase activity. NCBI's taxonomy places the organism in Eukaryota, Metazoa, Chordata, Mammalia, Lagomorpha, Leporidae. The record is from RefSeq and is a predicted model, not a curated record. Gene Ontology annotation, biological process: protein dephosphorylation. Gene Ontology annotation, cellular component: cytoplasm.